UCAGUGUCAGACUGUCAGUGUCACUCUUACUACUGUCACUGUCAGUAAUUUUUCCGCAGAUUUUCCGCUUUUACUAUAACUUCCGCGUUUUCAGCACUAACUCGAAUACUUUUAGUGAAAUGUACGUCUUUGACAUUUGAUUUGACAAUUGCGACUUUCAAAUGACAUAAUCAAAAUAGACCACAAGACAGAGAAUAAUUUUAAACGAUAAAUUAGUGAAAAUGCUGCUUUAGUGACUUACUGGUCCACGAUGAGAACCCGUAGUAAUUCUGGAGUUCGUCUGGACUAUUACCAAAGGAUAGUGCAUAAGUUGAUUUUGGAUCAUCAACAGCCAGUUACUGGAUUGUUUCCUGCAAGCCCAGACAAUGAUCAUGCCUGGAUUAGAGACAAUUUGUACUGUAUAUUGGCGGUAUGGGGCCUGUCUAUGGCCUUCAAAAAGAUUGCAGAUCAAGAUGAAGACCGUGCCAAAACAUAUGAGCUAGAACAAAGCUGUGUUAAGUUGAUGAGAGGUCUUUUAAUGGCCAUGAUGCAACAAAAAGACAAAGUUGAGAAAUUCAAAAGUACUCAACACCCUUUAGACUCAUUGCAUGCCAAGUAUUCAUCCACUACUGGCCGCAGUGUGGUCAAAGACAAUGAGUGGGGUCACUUGCAGGUUGAUGCCAUCUCCCUCUACCUUUUGAUUCUGGCCCAGAUGACAGCAUCAGGUCUGCAAAUUGUGUUUUCAUUGGAUGAAGUAGCUUUUAUUCAGAACCUAGUGUUUUAUAUUGAGUCAGCUUAUUGCACUCCUGACUAUGGUAUCUGGGAGAGAGGUGAUAAAACAAACCAUGGGCUGCCAGAAUUGAAUGCCAGCUCCAUUGGCAUGGCGAAAGCUGCUCUUGAGGCUAUGAAUGAGCUAGACCUCUUUGGAGCCCGAGGUGGCCCCUCCAGUGUCAUUCAUGUACUGGCUGAUGAAGCUCAGAAAUGCCAAGCUGUAUUGCAAUCCAUGUUGCCCAGAGAAUCAAAUAGUAAAGAGUUGGAUUCUGGAUUGCUUUCCAUUAUAAGCUAUCCAGCAUUUGCUGUUGACGACCCACAGUUAAUAACAAAAACUAGAGAGACCAUAGUCAAUAAACUACAAGGAAAAUAUGGGUGUAAAAGAUUUCUCAGAGAUGGACACAAGACACCAAGAGAAGAUCCUAAUAGAUUGUAUUAUGAGCCCUGGGAGCUGAGAAUGUUUGAGAAUAUAGAAUGUGAAUGGCCUCUAUUCUUCUGCUACUUGAUAUUGGAUUAUUGCUUCCAAGGAGAGAAACAAAAUAUAUCAGAUUAUAUGCAGAAGUUAGAAAAUAUAAUGAUAAGGAAAGGGGAUGAUGGGAUAAAGCUGGUGCCAGAGCUUUAUGCGGUGCCGGCAGAGAAGGCUAAUCUGGAACUGUGCCAACCCGGGAGCCAGGAGCGUAUACCGCUGGGCCGCUGUCCUUUUAUUUGGGGUCAGUCUUUAUAUAUUUUGGGAAAGCUCUUGCAAGAGGGUUUCCUAGCUGUCGGAGAACUGGACCCACUGAACAGAAGACUGUGUUCAGAGAAGAAGCCCGACGUAGUAGUUCAGAUCGUUAUCUUAGCUGAGGACAAUGAGAUUCGGGACAAGUUGAUCGAGUAUGAUCUGCACGUACAGACGAUAGCUGAGGUUGCGCCUAUUGAAGUACAACCAGCUAGAGUGCUAAGUCAUCUUUACACAUAUUUAGGUAGAAAUAAAAAACUUGGACUGUCCGGAAGAAAAUCCCGAGAUGUUGGUAUACUCAGUACAAGCAAGUUGUACUCGUUGAAUGAUAGGAUAUUCGCCUUUACACCACAGUUUUCUGACAUGAAACGAUUCUACAUUGCUUCCGAUUAUGAGCUGAUGGUUGACACACUCAAAGCAGAAAUUAACUUCCUGAAGUCUUCUUGGCAAAAUCUCCUUGGUCGACCACUUGUUGUUUUGACUUUGAAUCAAACAUAUUUAGACCAAGGUAGAAUCCCUAUGGCCAUGAUUACAACCAUGAAGAAGUUGAAGUCAGGGUAUAUUAAUGGUACCCGAGUGACUUUGGGAAAUCUGGGAGACUUUUUAAGUACUUCUGCGAUCACCAAUUUGAGUUUCUUGGGAAGUCAAGAAGACGGUUAUCCAGACAAACUCAACCCACAAGUGCAGAGCUACUUGGAAGAGCACCUAAUCAAGUCCUUCAGCACCAAGUUGAGCUUCCUUUCGCGACCAGCAGGCGCGAAUAACCCGCGAAUGCUGAAGCGACGCAUGUCAGUGCGUGGGGCCAUCAAGAAGACGCGCUCCAUCAACGUGGACUCGGAGACACUCGGCAUGGAGGGGGAGAACGUGGGCCCGCAGCUUGAGAGAAAGUCAUCUUGGCUCGAGGUGGAUCCGCACUACGGCCGCAGCCCAUCGCCUGACGACGCCAGGAGGAAAUCUAUCACCAAGGGCACGUCUACUACUGGAUUAGGCGUUGGCUCGAUCACACCAACGGAAGUCGUCAAAGAAAAAUUACCCACUCCACCCAAAGAACAAGGACCCAUAAACAAGAACAUCCCGGUGAUCGUCCGCAACCGUACCGCAUCGGAGUCGCAGGGCGUGUCGUACGCGGAGCAGGAGACCGACGAGCUGCUGGCGAUGCUCCGCGAGACCGAGAGCCUGGACGAGCAGGGCGACAUCCUGCAGUACUUGGUCGACACGCACGGGCUCGACUUCAACUCCGGCAUGACAGAAAAUGGCAAAGCAGUAACAGUGAAAGACCUCCUCAAAGCCCUCUACGAAAAGGCAUGCACGCAGAAGCUAUGGGGCCUCGUGCGACACACAGCCGGCAUGCUUGGCAAGAGGGUUGAAGAUCUGGCCAAGGCAGUAACUGAUCUGCUGGUGCGGCAGAAACAGAUCACCGUCGGCAUGCCGCCAAAUAAUGAGCACACUAUCACUGCUCCACUGCCUGAGAACGAGCUGAGACAGCUGAUACACUUGACAUUUCGCAAUGAGAAGAAUGAUCACGAACACAAGAAGGCAUACGGCGACGACGAGAGUACAGCGAUGCUGACACAAGAACUCCUUGUCUACUUAGCCAUGUUUAUAAGGACCGAGCCGCAACUGUUUCUGGAGAUGCUUAGACUGCGCGUCGGAUUGAUUAUCCAGGUGAUGGCCACAGAACUAUCCAGAACGUUAUCGUGCGACGGCGAGGAGGCCUCGGAGCACCUUCUCAACCUGUCUCCGUUCGAAAUGAAGAACUUGCUGUACCAUAUUUUGAGCGGAAAGGAGUUUGCCAUCAAUAGUGCAAAUUCUCUGUGUGUAAUAAAGGAGAAGUUCGCUAAGAGUAAAGUGGGUCGUGGAAACUUCUCAAUCGUGAGCAACAAGUCGCACCGGUACGGCAAGAAAUCGCAGAUAAUCUUGGAGUCGGGACAAUCGCUGCAGGGCAACAUUGAGGACAUCGCGCCGAUAGCGGAGCCGGACCGCCAGGGGCAGUGGCUGCGCCGGCGCCGGCUGGACGGCGCGCUCAACCGCGUGCCCAGUGACUUCUAUCAACGAGUGUGGGGAGUGCUCGAAAAGUGUCAAGGUCUCAUCAUCCAAGGCAAAGUGCUGCAACCGAAUCUGACCCAAGAAAUGACGUCCGGCGAAUUAAAGUUCGCGCUCGCCGUAGAAACGGUGCUGAACUCCAUACCCCAGCCGGAGUACCGUCAACUCGUGGUGGAAGCGCUUAUGGUGUUGACCCUCGUGGUGGAGUAUAAGGCGGUGGGGCACCUGGGCGGGCCCAUUACGGUGGAGCAUCUGGUGCACAAGGCUAAUCAGAUAUUUUUGGAAGACCAGAUGCGAUGCAACGGCGACGCGACCCUCUGCUGCGCGAAGUCGGACGGCGGGUGCUUGGGCGGCGCGCUGCUGUGCGGCGGCGCGGCGGGCGUGUGCCAGCACCUGUACGACUCGGCGCCCAGCGGCUCCUACGGCACCAUGACCUACCUGGCGCGCGCCGUCGCCGCGCUGCUGGCCGACCGCCUGCCGAGGGACGAGCCUGUCGAGUGCGCCAUUACAUAGGCGAUGUCAGUAUAACCAACACUGUAUUCGACGCCCACUACACCUUCAAAUGCGAUGCGACACUCUUCUGCGCGAAAGCUGAGAGCGACGGGCAUGUGCCAGCAUCUGUACAGCAUCAUAACCAAUCUGGCACGUGGCACGCGCCGUCGCCGCGCUACUCACUGACCGCCUGUCGAGUGCGCCAUUACGGCUCAGCCACGACAUUGGUCUAAGCGCGACAGAGGUGAGCGGCGCCCAUACAUUGGAGCGAGACACAGCGAUGGGAAUUUUCAUUCGCACGUAUGGCUGCCGCUCACCGCUGUCGCGCUUAGACCGAUGUCGUGGCUGGGCCGUUAUAUAGUUGAUGUAGGUACUGCCUGUCGCGGGACUGUCGAGUGCGCCAUUAUAUACAUAAGCGAUGCCGACCGCGUGCCGCAAGUCGCGUUUGUCGAGUGUGCCAACCGAUCGUUGAGCGAUCUGCAAAUAUCUCAUGAAAUGCUUUAUAUUGUAUCGUAGCCACCUUGAUCGAAUAUGUGAAGGACGAGAAUAUAGGUAACUACUUGUCACAUCUCGUGCUCGUAAAUUGACAUUUAAGCGUUUCAACUAUGGAGUUUAGAAACUUCUACACUCCAUAAUGUUGUUAUUCUUAUUAUGUAGAACUCCUAGAACAUAAAUUAAUAUCCUUAUUGUCCUAACAAUAAAGUUCAAAACAUGUGGUGCAAUUGCAAUAUUACUAAAUAAUAAAUUGCUAUGCUGAACGCUAUUAGUGGCAACACAAUUUUUAACAUUAGGUAUAAAUGCUUAAGUUUCUCCCUACAACUCUUAUGUUUUAUAUUUAAAAAGAAAUCUUACAAGUUUAAGAUUUUUUGUUGCCAUAAGCUAAAUCCAGAAAAAGAGAAUCAAAAUCCUAUUACAGAUAACAUAUUCCCAACUCAUUUAUUGAAUAUAUUUUUGUAAGAAUGUUUUAUUUACAUUGUCUUAU
Molecule: messenger RNA, 4985 nt
Organism: Leguminivora glycinivorella
Lineage: Eukaryota; Metazoa; Arthropoda; Insecta; Lepidoptera; Tortricidae
Product: probable phosphorylase b kinase regulatory subunit alpha
Exons: 19
Coding region: 251-4024 (1257 amino acids)
Biological process (GO): glycogen metabolic process
Cellular component (GO): phosphorylase kinase complex
Molecular function (GO): calmodulin binding
Source: RefSeq, a predicted model, not a curated record